UUCGUUCCCAACAUUUUUCGCAAAACAAUGUUGGCUAACUCAACUCCAUUUCCAAGCUUUGGCUUGCCAAGACUUGAUGAGCCUUUCAUGAACUGCAACUACAAAGAAACUGGAACUUCAGAAUCAUUCUUAUGUUUUCCUUCUUCCCAGCAAUUAAUUGAUCUUGAUGGCCCAACAAGUGCUUUAAGUGGUGAUCAAGAAGCUUUCAAGAAACUGAAUCACAACGCAAGUGAACGUGAUCGAAGAAAAAGAUUGAAUGAUUUGUAUUCCAUUCUUCAGUCUCUACUUCCUGAAAGGGAUAGAACGAAGAAAUUAAGUAUCCCAGCUACUGUUUCUUGUGCACUCAAGUAUAUACCAGAGUUGCAGAAGCAUGUCCAGAAAUUAACACAGAAGAAAGAAGAUAUAUUAUCAAGUAUCUAUAAGCAAGGAGAUACCAUCAAACUUCACAAGCAAGGGAAAGGUACCGGCGGGGGAUCAUUGCCGAGUGUUUCGGCCAGUAAAGUCGACGAAAGAGAAAUUAUUAUUCAGAUUUGUGCAUCCAAAUCCAAGAACAUUCCUCUUUCUGAGGUUUUAGUUGAUUUGGAAGAAGUAGGGGUUCAAGUCCUGAGUGCUUCAACUAAUGAAUCUAAUGGGGAAAAGGUCUUCUACAACCUCCAUCUUCAGGGAAACGAAACUCAGAGAAUGGAAUCUGAGGUGUUGAGUCAGAAGCUCAAGUUGAUGUAUCAAAAUAGAGAAGAGUUGAAUUCAUCAUAUUUGACUACAAAGGCAGAACCAGAACUUUAAAAGUAAAAUGCAAUGAGGAAGAAAUUUGAAAGCUUCACCAAAAAGAAUGAAAAUGGAGUGGCUGAAAAUUUUUAAUCCUAUGACAUACAUAAUUCUUGUACAAUUGGUUUGGGGUGUUUUUUUGCUACGUGUCUCAUGUUCAGUGGAUUAAGCCUACCUCAAAGAUUGCCCACCAAAAUUAGAAAGAUGAAGCAACCCUUAACCGUCUGAUCAGUAGUUUAUUUGAAGCUUCUAAAUUCAUUUUUCACCAACUUUUCAAUAAUUAAAAAGGAAAAAAAAAGAUACACUAUUGUGA
Messenger RNA from Telopea speciosissima, 1078 nucleotides. RefSeq names its product transcription factor ORG3-like. NCBI's taxonomy places the organism in Eukaryota, Viridiplantae, Streptophyta, Magnoliopsida, Proteales, Proteaceae. The transcript is spliced from 3 exons. The record is from RefSeq and is a predicted model, not a curated record. The coding region runs from base 28 to 783 and encodes 251 amino acids. Gene Ontology annotation, cellular component: RNA polymerase II transcription regulator complex. Gene Ontology annotation, molecular function: protein dimerization activity; DNA-binding transcription factor activity, RNA polymerase II-specific; RNA polymerase II transcription regulatory region sequence-specific DNA binding. Gene Ontology annotation, biological process: regulation of transcription by RNA polymerase II.